GCCAUCACCAUGCUAUGUACUUUGGACUUCAAAUAUAGUUUUAAUGUACAGCUGUGUGCGGUGCACCGUAUCAAAUCGUUUGUAAAGUAUUUAGAAUGGGCCACCGCCGACAACCUGCGCCUGCGCAGCAGAAAUGGCGGCAACGACGAGAACGACGACAGUAGGGAGAGCGAUAGAGGUGUUCAUUUUGGUUUCUUGGAGCGUGAGUGACAGAGAGACCCUGAGGUUGUUUCUAGAGAGUGAGUUUCUUCAAAGUGCAGUGGGAUGGUU
This is a messenger RNA of Linderina pennispora, 270 nucleotides long. RefSeq lists its product as uncharacterized. Lineage: Eukaryota; Fungi; Kickxellomycota; Kickxellomycetes; Kickxellales; Kickxellaceae. The annotation marks the transcript as partial. The transcript has a single exon. The record is from RefSeq and is a predicted model, not a curated record.